Messenger RNA from Aedes aegypti (yellow fever mosquito), 5507 nucleotides. RefSeq lists its product as uncharacterized. The record is from RefSeq and is a predicted model, not a curated record. The transcript has 2 exons. Lineage: Eukaryota; Metazoa; Arthropoda; Insecta; Diptera; Culicidae. The coding region runs from base 27 to 941 and encodes 304 amino acids.
UAACAAGACCAAUAUCGUUUCAAGUGAUGCUCACAGCAGCGUCAUCCCCGCCGCAGAUACCGAACGAGAGUCUCAGAGCUCUAGAAGUGAUCCCCGGCAAAAACACAAAGGGAAAGGAGCUAAGACCCGAUCAGCCGAAAAGUUUAGGACCAAGAAGAACGAAGAAACAUACAACCAAAGAAUGGAAUCCAACCGCGCUUUUUGGGACAGCUUCCACAGUCGAUGGAGUGGAAACCGCGUUAAAAUCUUUGUCAGUCGGAGCAUCGUUCUUCAAGCCACCAUCUGAGAUAACAAUCGUUCAAUCUGGAAUCCGGCCACUUACCGAAGCAACAAUCAACUUCAUGGCAGACAUGAAGGUGACAACACAGGAGGGUAAUCCUGACCGAGUUGAUGACCAAAUCGUCCUAGAUCAUGUAACGCAGCUACAGGUGUACGCAAAGUGUGCACUUGCAAGGAGGCGUGGACCAUUUGAGCGUGACCUUGUCAAUACUAUCGUCUCUCAAUUGUCAGUAAGCCUAAAAUCGACAGCAGCCUACCUUCAGAACAUUGGGGUUUGCGAAGUAGCAGGGCAGCAGAUAUUCCCCACCCUGUCUACAAAUCCCGCCGUGCAGAAACCUCCUCCAGGAUGGACGGAGACGAAGAUCAGGACUGAUGAAGGAACACUAUUCGUCAACAUAGCAGGUAUUGACCUUCCACCGAACGUCAACUCAUUCCAGGACCUCAUCAAUUUACCACAGGCAAAUAGGCAGUUCUUCCAGGCUGGCCUAACCAACAUGAGUGAUACGAUCGUUGUGGUCCCGAUAGACCUGGAGAGAUUCACAAGACAUCAGCGUAUCAUCAUUCGAAGAACUAAUGUCUUUGUCAUCCGCCCAAGUGAUGACGAAUAUUACUCAUGUUGCAUACAUUUUAAAGGUAUCGCAAAUUAUCAGACAGCAAUAUGAGUACAGCUAUUUUGAACCCCUAAUCAAAUAUGGCAAGUGAGUUGCCCCAGCAUACCACUUUCUCCUGCACAACGAAACCCAAUUUUUCUCAUCAGAUCAACCAUGCAAACCAAGGGAUAAUCAUUUUGUAUGCAAGGCCACGCAGAUUAGCCAUACUCCUGAGUUUAUCCACCGAGUUUAUCCAUUGAGCAGGACGAAGUUUUUGUCAGAUCUUGAAGCCACUUUUCAAACUGGGAUAUGGCGACCGUGACCGGUCAACAUGGCGACCACGACAUAACAUCAGUGAUCGCAAUAAGUGCGUUAAUCAUCUUAUGGCAUACCGUGCCAGAGAUUUUCAACUCUUAGUGGAGAAUAAUUAAAGAAGUCCCGGUGAAACGAAAUCCACCAGAGCAGACUUCAAGUCUCAGUGACAGUGCAUCCCACUGGUGACCCGUAAGUCAACAUCCAGAACACGUACACGUUAGAACGACCAUCGGGCAGGCAUCAAGGAAACCGUCAGUAAGUAACAUACAAAAAAAACUUACAUGAAAAAUGUACUUAUUAUACGCAAACUACUAGAAAAACAAACUCCUAUAAGAUAGCUUAGUAGUCCAAAUGAAAACCAAUUUUGAGGGUCUUAAGGAAAUUUAUAAUGACCCCCGAAUUUCUCGUGUUAUUCAAUACGGACAAUCUAUCUUGUUGAAGAUGUCUAACAAGACCAAUAUCGUUUCAAGUGAUGCUCACAGCAGCGUCAUCCCCGCCGCAGAUACCGAACGAGAGUCUCAGAGCUCUAGAAGUGAUCCCCGGCAAAAACACAAAGGGAAAGGAGCUAAGACCCGAUCAGCCGAAAAGUUUAGGACCAAGAAGAACGAAGAAACAUACAACCAAAGAAUGGAAUCGAACCGCGCUUUUUGGGACAGCUUCUCCUCCACAGUCGAUGGAGUGGAAACCGCGUUAAAAUCUUUGUCAGUCGGAGCAUCGUUUUUCAAGCCACCAUCUGAGAUAACAAUCGUUCAAUCUGGAAUCCGGCCACUUACCGAAGCAACAAUCAACUUCAUGGCAGACAUGAAGGUGACAACACAGGAGGGUAAUCCUGACCGAGUUGAUGACCAAAUCGUCCUAGAUCAUGUAACGCAGCUACAGGUGUACGCAAAGUGUGCACUUGCAAGGAGGCGUGGACCAUUUGAGCGUGACCUUGUCAAUACUAUCGUCUCUCAAUUGUCAGUAAGCCUAAAAUCGACAGCAGCCUACCUUCAGAACAUUGGGGUUUGCGAAGUAGCAGGGCAGCAGAUAUUCCCCACCCUGUCUACAAAUCCCGCCGUGCAGAAACCUCCUCCAGGAUGGACGGAGACAAAGAUCAGGACUGAUGAAGGAACACUAUUCGUCAACAUUUACGUCAACUCAUUCCAGGACCUCAUCAAUUUACCACAGGCAAAUAGGCAGUUCUUCCAGGCUGGCCUAACCAACAUGAGUGAUACGAUCGUUGUGGUCCCGAUAGACCUGGAGAGAUUCACAAGACAUCAGCGUAUCAUCAUUCGAAGAACUAAUGUCUUUGUCAUCCGCCCAAGUGAUGACGAAUAUUACUCAUGUUGCAUACAUUUUAAAGGUAUCGCAAAUUAUCAGACAGCAAUAUGAGUACAGCUAUUUUGAACCCCUAAUCAAAUAUGGCAAGUGAGUUGCCCCAGCAUACCACUUUCUCCUGCACAACGAAACCCAAUUUUUCUCAUCAGAUCAACCAUGCAAACCAAGGGAUAAUCAUUUUGUAUGCGAGGCCACGCAGAUUAGCCAUACUCCUGAGUUUAUCCACCGUUUAUCCACCGAGUUUAUCCAUUGAGCAGGACGAAGUUUUUGUCAGAUCUUGAAGCCACUUUUCAAACUGGGAUAUGGCGACCGUGACCGGUCAACAUGGCGACCACGACAUAACAUCAGUGAUCGCAAUAAGUGCGUUAAUCAUCUUAUGGCAUACCGUGCCAGAGAUUUUCAACUCUUAGUGGAGAAUAAUUAAAGAAGUCCCGGUGAAACGAAAUCCACCAGAGCAGACUUCAAGUCUCAGUGACAGUGCAUCCCACUGGUGACCCGUAAGUCAACAUCCAGAACACGUACACGUUAGAACGACCAUCGGGCAGGCAUCAAGGAAACCGUCAGUAAGUAACAUACAAAAAAAACUUAUAUGAAAAAUGUACUUAUUAUACGCAAACUACUAGAAAAACAAACUCCUAUAAGAUAGCUUAGUAGUCCAAAUGAAAACCAAUUUUGAGGGUCUUAAGGAAAUUUAUAAUGACCCCCGAAUUUCUCGUGUUAUUCAAUACGGACAAUCUAUCUUGUUGAAGAUGUCUAACAAGACCAAUAUCGUUUCAAGUGAUGCUCACAGCAGCGUCAUCCCCGCCGCAGAUACCGAACGAGAGUCUCAGAGCUCUAGAAGUGAUCCCCGGCAAAAAAACAAAGGGAAAGGAGCUAAGACCCGAUCAGCCGAAAAGUUUAGGACCAAGAAGAACGAAGAAACAUACAACCAAAGAAUGGAAUCCAACCGCGCUUUUUGGGACAGCUUCCACAGUCGAUGGAGUGGAAACCGCGUUAAAAUCUUUGUCAGUCGGAGCAUCGUUCUUCAAGCCACCAUCUGAGAUAACAAUCGUUCAAUCUGGAAUCCGGCCACUUACCGAAGCAACAAUCAACUUCAUGGCAGACAUGAAGGUGACAACACAGGAGGGUAAUCCUGACCGAGUUGAUGACCAAAUCGUCCUAGAUCAUGUAACGCAGCUACAGGUGUACGCAAAGUGUGCACUUGCAAGGAGGCGUGGACCAUUUGAGCGUGACCUUGUCAAUACUAUCGUCUCUCAAUUGUCAGUAAGCCUAAAAUCGACAGCAGCCUACCUUCAGAACAUUGGGGUUUGCGAAGUAGCAGGGCAGCAGAUAUUCCCCACCCUGUCUACAAAUCCCGCCGUGCAGAAACCUCCUCCAGGAUGGACGGAGACGAAGAUCAGGACUGAUGAAGGAACACUAUUCGUCAACAUAGCAGGUAUUGACCUUCCACCGAACGUCAACUCAUUCCAGGACCUCAUCAAUUUACCACAGGCAAAUAGGCAGUUCUUCCAGGCUGGCCUAACCAACAUGAGUGAUACGAUCGUUGUGGUCCCGAUAGACCUGGAGAGAUUCACAAGACAUCAGCGUAUCAUCAUUCGAAGAACUAAUGUCUUUGUCAUCCGCCCAAGUGAUGACGAAUAUUACUCAUGUUGCAUACAUUUUAAAGGUAUCGCAAAUUAUCAGACAGCAAUAUGAGUACAGCUAUUUUGAACCCCUAAUCAAAUAUGGCAAGUGAGUUGCCCCAGCAUACCACUUUCUCCUGCACAACGAAACCCAAUUUUUCUCAUCAGAUCAACCAUGCAAACCAAGGGAUAAUCAUUUUGUAUGCGAGGCCACGCAGAUUAGCCAUACUCCUGAGUUUAUCCACCGUUUAUCCACCGAGUUUAUCCAUUGAGCAGGACGAAGUUUUUGUCAGAUCUUGAAGCCACUUUUCAAACUGGGAUAUGGCGACCGUGACCGGUCAACAUGGCGACCACGACAUAACAUCAGUGAUCGCAAUAAGUGCGUUAAUCAUCUUAUGGCAUACCGUGCCAGAGAUUUUCAACUCUUAGUGGAGAAUAAUUAAAGAAGUCCCGGUGAAACGAAAUCCACCAGAGCAGACUUCAAGUCUCAGUGACAGUGCAUCCCACUGGUGACCCGUAAGUCAACAUCCAGAACACGUACACGUUAGAACGACCAUCGGGCAGGCAUCAAGGAAACCGUCAGUAAGUAACAUACAAAAAAAAACUUAUAUGAAAAAUGUACUUAUUAUACGCAAACUACUAGAAAAACAAACUCCUAUAAGAUAGCUUAGUAGUCCAAAUGAAAACCAAUUUUGAGGGUCUUAAGGAAAUUUAUAAUGACCCCCGAAUUUCUCGUGUUAUUCAAUACGGACAAUCUAUCUUGUUGAAGAUGUCUAACAAGACCAAUAUCGUUUCAAGUGAUGCUCACAGCAGCGUCAUCCCCGCCGCAGAUACCGAACGAGAGCCUCAGAGCUCUAGAAGUGAUCCCCGGCAAAAACACAAAGGGAAAGGAGCUAAGACCCGAUCAGCCGAAAAGUUUAGGACCAAGAAGAACGAAGAAACAUACAACCAAAGAAUGGAAUCCAACCGCGCUUUUUGGGACAGCUUCCACAGUCGAUGGAGUGGAAACCGCGUUAAAAUCUUUGUCAGUCGGAGCAUCGUUCUUCAAGCCACCAUCUGAGAUAACAAUCGUUCAAUCUGGAAUCCGGCCACUUACCGAAGCAACAAUCAACUUCAUGGCAGACAUGAAGCACAAUAUCCAAAAUGCCUGGCAUUUGCUGAUAUGUAUCUCGCAGAAUUCCCUACACACCCGUUAGCUGGUCUCAGCAUGGAAUCCAUUGUUUGUAGAAUGCGAGAUUGCUUAAAUAUCACGCUGGAACAACGCGAGCAGCUGGAGAUGGUAAACUUGACCUCGAGAAACUGGAUGCUUGGAACAAUUGGAUCUAUCGGAGCUACCACGGUAAUUCUUUGAACCAUUGCCGGAAAAUACUUUCUUUAUUUUCUC